Messenger RNA from Salarias fasciatus (jewelled blenny), 3539 nucleotides. It is a transcript of the gene ippk, whose product is annotated as inositol 1,3,4,5,6-pentakisphosphate 2-kinase. Gene Ontology annotation, cellular component: nucleus. Bases 95 to 1609 code for a protein of 504 amino acids. The transcript is spliced from 14 exons. Gene Ontology annotation, molecular function: inositol-1,3,4,5,6-pentakisphosphate 2-kinase activity; ATP binding. NCBI's taxonomy places the organism in Eukaryota, Metazoa, Chordata, Actinopteri, Blenniiformes, Blenniidae. Gene Ontology annotation, biological process: inositol phosphate biosynthetic process. The record is from RefSeq and is a predicted model, not a curated record.
CUCUCCCUACCUCUCUCCCGUUUGUCGGACUUGUACUUCGCCGCUGUCAGUCACCGGUACCGGUCACAGUCGGUGUCAGUUUCCGGGCCCUUGUAUGUCCGUGUGUGGCUGCUCCUUUCACGGGAUGGAAGUGGACAAAAUGGACGAGAACGACUGGAAGUACCACGGAGAGGGGAACAAGAGCCUGGUGGUCUCUCACGUCCAGCUUUCCAGAGUUUUGCGCCUCCUCAAGUAUCCAGCAGAGGACUCUGAAAACCCCCCACAGACCGCAGAACAGGCCUUCAGGCAGAUCCAGAACAUCGUGGACUUCAGCUCCAACGUGAUGAGCAACCUGUUGGGGGAAAAGUUUAUCCACAGCGGGGAAGUGGUCAAACUGCCUCUGGAGUUUGUGAGACAACUAUCAAUCAAAAUUCAGCAUCAGAGACCAGCCUGGAGAUGUGAUAAGGUCAUGGACAUCUACAGCGGCUGUGCUCUCUGUCUGCCCAACCUGACAUCUCCAGCCCUCCACCAGCCAACACACACUCCCCCUCUCUGCAUUGAAAUCAAGCCUAAAUGUGGCUUCCUGCCGUCUCCCAAACACGUCAGCAAAGACAUCAAGACCAAAGUGUGCCGCUUUUGCAUGCACCAGCAUUACAAGGUGGCCAACGGGAAGUGGAAGAGACGCAGCCUGUACUGUCCUCUGGACCUCUUCUCAGGGAACAGACAGAGGAUGCACUUUGCAGUCAGACACCUGGUAGAAGAACCUCAGAACAACUUUAAGAUAUUUAAGGGAGGUCAGUGUAUUUACAGCAGUAAGGAAGGCAGCGACGACUCACCGGACCUCAACUGUCUGCUGCAUCAUCUCAGACCGUAUUUCAUGUACGGAAACAACCGGAUCAACAGUCACAUGACGAGCAAAGCCGUCCUCAGCGACUUCAUCCAGGUCCUGGUGAACGCCCUGCUGAGCGGUGGAGGAGGAGAUGGAGGAGGGCUGACGGACAGACGAGGGGAAAGCCGCAGCUUUUGUGAAGCCAGCCUCUUCAACAAGGAGCGGAUACGCCACGGAUCUCAGGGUUUACCGAGCGACAGCGUCUUGUUCAGGAUCCUUCAGACUCAGAUGUUGGACACGUUGGACAUUGAAGGACUGUUUCCUCUGUACCGCAGAGUGGAGCAGCACCUGCAGGACUUCCCUAAGGAGCGGUCUCGUCUCCAGAUCGACGGCCCGUAUAACGAGGCCUUCCUGGAGAAGCUGCAGAAAUGCUCCUCGGAGGACGACGGCUCUGUGGAAUACGCUGCGGCCAAGGUCCAUCAAUACCGCGUUGCCAUGACAGCCAAGGACUGCUCCAUCAUGGUGGCCCUGGUGCCCAGCGCCGAGGAAGAGGACGAUGAUGAAGGCCAGCGGCGGCUCAGGGACUUCAGACCUCCCGCCUUCUCCUGCUCCGUCUCCAUCUUGGAUUUGGACCCCAAGCCGUUCGAGAGCAUCCCCCGCCAGCUGCGCCUGGACCAGAAGAUCGUCUCCUGCUACCUGCGGACCGGCGGCGCCUUGCCCAAGGGCUCCCUGCCGCCGCUGCCCGGCAUCUUCUCGGCUGCGGAGAGAGAGGAGUGCACGCUGCUGUUCCACCCGAUGUGAGCGGCGGCUCGACGGCGGCUCUGAUCAGAGACUUCACUGCAGCACUUUCCUCUUCUCGUCGGCAGGAAUCCUCUCAGACCGCUGCUCUGCAGGAGUUCACCAGCUCCAAGCUCCACAUCUUUCUGUUACCGCUUCAGGCCGCCGCUGUUGCUGCGGAUCAUCUGUAUUUAUUGUGAAACUCACAGGGAGCCUCGUGGUGGCGCCGUUCUCCCGGUCGGCCGUAUGAUGUCAUUACCGUAAAGUGUCCUGAGGCGUCACCGUGGCAACAUGAGCUCCAGUUACUGUACCUAAAGAGGCUCGGGGAGGACGCUGGCUGGGGGGGGGGGGGGGGGCGCGCCGAGGCUGAGAGCCUCGUCCUGUUUCCUGCUGCUAACUCACAUCAAGUGGCUGUUCUGCAAGGUCAAAGGUCAAAAGUGUGCGAAGGAUCAGUUCACCCAGAAAUUUAUCGCGAGAGUAACAUGUAAUCAGGAUAUUUAAAGAAAGGUUGUUUUCAUGAAAUGUCUCUCAUGCUUCGUUCACCAAAAACAUCCCAUCAUCAGCGGAUUGCCUGGACCUUUAAUUUGAAAAGCCAGUGAGCGUCCUGGAUGCAGCUGGGUGAACUGAUCCUCUCACGACACAUUUCGGGGUCUUGCUGUCAAAACUGCGUCCAGGCUCCUCCGUUCUGUCGGAAAGUCGUAUUCCGGUGGUAAACUAACGGUCUGAUUAACCCGGAGAGGCGUCGCUCUGUCAAAAUACAGCUAAACGUCUUCAUGUCUGAACGUCGGACCAGCCUCUUGCUCGUAACGUAACAUCGAACUCAUGACCAGCAGUCCUAAACAAAAACAGUUCAUAUCCUAAAACCCCCAUUUAUCAGCUGGAAAAGGUUUUAAUAUAAAAACAGACUAAUUCCCGACGAGGAGUCACCGUUGGUUAAUUUAAGCUGUUUGAUUAGAAUUAACGUGUUGCGGCUUCGCUUUGAUUUCCGGUCUUUGCUCUUCGUUGUCUCAUAUCUCAUGGAAGCUGUGACGCCGCCUCACCUGAGCAGUGUCUAACUCAGCGGAGCAAAGGCUGCUGGGUAACACCGGACAGGCAGAGCUUCAGGCUGGGUUUGUGCCAUAAGUGGCUUGUUGUCUGUGGCGUGUUUGUGCCUAAAUGCUGUGGCAGGAUUGGAGGAUGGAGGCCAUCACUUUGUUACAGGCCGAACACAAAGACGGACUCUUGACCUCUGACCCGUCCGUCUUUGUGUUCAGCCGUCAGACGAGUUCGAGCUGCCGGGACGCAGCUGUGAGCUCCGAGUCCCUCCGACCCCGGACGACCCCGAACCGAAGCUCCUCGGGGUCGUCUGAGGUCGGAGAAACGAUGCGUUCAGGGACGCUGGGAGGUUUCACCGUCCGGGCACAACGCAGUUCCCGUCCAGGUCGAACCCGCAGCGCCGCCGCACGCUUCACAUAAAACUGGUAACACUUGACUUUUAGUUCCUGUUUCCGGCGCCCGCUCUCCACCCUCCAAUCAGACGUCAGGAAACUUCCCGCACUACGGGAGUCGGAUAACCCACGCUCCUUCUCACUGGUCGGCCAAUCAGACGUUUCUGUCCAAACACUACAAGUGUGACGAACAUCAACGGCUGGAGGGCGGACGGCCGCAAGCGGAACCAACCACUGAUCAUUCUGUUGAAACAAGACGCAGCAGGCAGCGCGGCCCGGCGGGGCAGCAAAGGCUCAUGGGAGUCCCAGAGGCACCACCACUCUCAGAACAGGAACUUUUAAUUCACCAAUAACACUAAAACCAUUUGAUACAGAUUCUAUCAGGUCGUUUCACAGGAGUCAGACUCGUUGAAAUGAGGAAUCAUCAUGAUGUUUAUCAGAUCAAUCUUUACAGGACAAUCUGCACAGAUAAAAAAAAAAAAAACCCACAUUGCAUUUUAUCAACUUAUAUUUGAAAGAAUUAGAAA